UUUCUGUGUAUUUUCCACCACAUGGUUCACAGCCUCCACAUUCGAGUUAGAAACGGGUUAUUGAAGACUAACUUGGCUGCUGCGUUACUCUCGGCUGGAUGAGCAGCUCGCAGCUGGCGCACCCGCAGAUCAGUGUUCACGCACAGGGACUCAUUGGCUGAGGACGCGUUCGUGUCACAUUGAAGAAGAGGAGCCGAUGAAGAGCUGGAGGAGCAGCGGACGUGUUUGAGCUGAUCGGACUCAGGCUGCGGCGCGUGGACCGGAGUUUCUCCUGCUUUUCUCCCGGAGCUGUCCGACGUGCUGAAACAUGAACCAGAGCGCGGGAGCCGCGCAGCACAGCCGGAGAUACUCCAGCGACGGAAAGGACUUGGGGCCUAUUGGACCGGACAGGAACUGGAAGGGCAUCGGCAUCUCUCUGCUGGUUAUUCUGCUGGUUCUCUCCCUCAUUGGACUGUCCAUUGUUCUGCUGUCAAGAGAUGAUGGUGUUAAACCCUCUGGUUCACAGUUGACAGUCGAUGACCUGUUUCACCGAGACUUCCAAAUACAUGAGCCUGAUGCAAAGUGGAUUAAUGGAAAGGAGAUCAUCUUUCAGAACUGGGACAGAGAUGUUUUGAAAACGUCUUUAAAGAGCAAUGAAACACAGCUCCUGCUUAAAAACACCACAUUUGCAACUUUUAAGGCCUCAAGGUUUUCAGUUUCUCCUGAUCUCAACUAUGUUCUUCUGGGAUAUGAUGUCAAGCAGGUCUACCAGCACUCGUUCCUGGCAUCCUACCUCGUCUACAACCUGUACACAAGAGAGGUGCGGGAGCUGAAUCCUCCAGAGGUCUCUGACUCAGUCCUCCAGUUUGCCUCAUGGGGUGUUCGUGGUCAACAGCUGAUAUAUGUAUUUGAAAACAACAUUUACUACCAGACGGACGUUCAGAGCAGCUCGUGGAGGCUCACGUCCUCUGGACAGGAGGGGAUCGUCUUCAACGGGAUCGCCGACUGGCUGUACGAGGAGGAGGUGCUCCACACUCAGGCGACCCACUGGUGGGCCCCUGAUGGGACCAGACUGGCCUACCUCACCAUCAACGACUCCCUGGUCCCCAACAUGCUCCUGCCUCGCUUCACAGGAGCCCUCUACCCUCGAGGGAAGGAAUACCCCUACCCGAAGAUGGGUCAAAUCAAUCCCACUGUCAGACUGUACGUCGUCACUCUGGACGGCAGCUCCCUCACGACUGAGCUGAGGCCUCCUGACAGUUUGGAAAAGAGUGAGUUCUACAUCACCAUGGUGACGUGGGUGACACAGGAGAGGCUGAGUGUGCGUUGGGUGAAUCGAGCUCAGAACACGUCCAUUCUCUCCCUGUGUGAUGUCACCACGGCCGAAUGCACCAAGAAACACGUGAUGACAUCAGAGAAGUGGCUUGAUCGCCAGAACGAGGAGCCGGUAUUUUCCAGAGACUGCUCCACAUUCUUCAUCACUCUGCCUUUGAAACAUGGCGACCGAGGGACGUUCAACCACAUCACCAUGAUCUCCAACCACUCUGAGGAUCAAGAGGUCAACCUCCGACACCUCACCUCAGGAAGCUGGGAGGUCUCCCACAUCCUGGCCUACGACGAGACCACCAACUCAGUUUAUUUCCUAAGCACAGAGGAAGGAUCAGCACAGCGGCAAUUGUACAGGGUCUCCACUGUGGAUCCGCUCCGUAAAGAAUGCCUCACCUGCUCCCUCUUCAAAUCAAAGUGCAGCUUCUACGACGCCGCUCUCAGCCCUGACCACCGCCAUGUCCUCCUCAACUGUAGAGGUCCUGGAUUACCUCAAUCAUCUCUCCACAAACUCAAUGAUAUGAACAAGUACAAGAUUUUUGAAAAGAACACAGUAUUGAAACAUGCGCUGGCAAACAGGACGUUACCCAAGUGGGAGAGAAGAACCGUGCAAAUCAACGACUUUGCUCUUCGUCUGGAGUUAAUCGUCCCUGUAGAUCUGGAUCUAACGAAGGAGUACCCACUUGUAUUGGUUCUGGACAGCGCCCCCGGUGGUCAGGCGGUGAGCGAGCGCUUCUCUCUCGGCUGGGAGUCGGUGCUGGUCAGCUCAGACAAAGUGAUCGUGGCUCGUCUGGACGGCCGAGGCAGCGGCUCCCAGGGUCAGAGGGUUCUCCACGAGGUUCACAUGGGUCUGGGAACUGUGGACGUCCAGGACCAGAUCACAGUUCUGGAGCACCUGAUCAGGCUGCCUUAUAUUGAUGGAAACAGAGUUGGAGUUUAUGGAAAGGCGUACGGAGGCUUCCUGUCCUCGCUCCUGCUGAUGUCCCACAGCUCCAUGUUCCAGUGCGGCAUCGCUGUGGCUCCUAUAACCAACUGGAGACUCUCUGGAUCGGCCUUCACUGAGAAAUACUUUGGCUCUUCGCUGACAGAGGAUCACAGACACCAGAUUUCCUCUGUGCUCAACAACGUCACAGUCCUGAGUCCACUGAGCUUCCUUAUCAUCCACGGCACAGCAGAUGCCACGGUUCACUUCCAACAUUCUGCUGAGUUGGUCAAACUACUGGCUGCAUCCAAUGUGAACUACACCCUCCAGAUCUUCCCCGACGAAGGACACGACCUUGCGUCCGUCAGCAGCCGACACUACAUGCUGAGCUCCGUGCUCACCUUCUUCAGGCGCUGCCUCGAGGAGGAAGAGGUUCCUGUCCCGCAGACAUCCAAGGAAGACGACUAGCCCCUGGAACCUCCUGCGGAGCAGAGCGACUGCUGUGAUGAGCCGACAACGAGAGGCUGAAGGGCUGCUCCCCUGUAGAAGUGCUCCCAGAAAUAAGUAGCAUUAUAUUCACUUGCAUGGUGACUCCAGGGUUAUGACGGCCAUUUGAAAGGAUUGUAGUAUUGCUGUAAUCUAAUGCUUCAGAUUAUAAUGAUUAUAUGUAACAUGUACUGAGUACAGACGUCAGGGUAUCAAAGAAACUUGUAUUUUUACAUUUAAGAGUAUAAUUUUCGCUGACUACUUCAAUCUACUGUGAGUAUUUCUAUGUAGCCUACUGAGGGGAACAAGUUCACUUAAUACCAACAUUUUGAGAUCAUAUCAACAAAUGGUUUUCUGCAGGUGCCUUUACCUCAUCACAGUCGUUAUGUUCACAAUGUUCACUCACAUCAUGUCUUUAAUAUCAUCAGCUCUGAGGGUCACCAGAGAAAACACAUCUUCAGCUUCACUUUCCUGCUUAGAUAAGAAUGAAAUACUAUUUAUACAUGGUUUUAAUCACAUUCAGGUUUAAAGAACUAUUGUGUGAAACUUUAGCUAUUAGGAUUUGUGUCUCAAGGAAGGACGGGGGGGUUUCACAUCACCUGCGCUGGAGCGUGUGUGUGUGUGUGUGUGUGUGUGUGUGUGUGUGUGUAUGUUUUCUUUAACCUCACUGCAGUAUUAAUAACAGCCACAAUUGCCUAUUUUUACCCAUAAGUUUGAUGUAACAAUCUCACAUUAGUCCCUUCAGGAGUUUUAUUUUUCUUCACAAUAAAAGCUGUUUUUUGUCAGCUCAGUGUAACUUAACUUAUGUCAAUCAUCUUUUUUUCAGUCUGAAAGUUACAUAUCCAGAAGUCCUGUCUAGGAACUAAUAUGAUAUAAAACCAGAUUGUUGUUAUGUCAUAUAAAUCUAAUACAGUUACAGAUAUUCUCUUUAUCACCCUUAUUUAGUCACAUUUUAACAAACUGGCAGAAUUAAAUAAUGCUCGAAUAAACUAUUAGCAUUUCAUGUUGCACCCAUGGAUGUACAAAGAACUAUGAUUAUUUUGAUACUGAAGAAAACCUCAAACUCUGAUGAUUUUAUCCUGAACAUGAACAUCAGAGACAGUGAAAUCCUCCGGAGCUUCACCCACUAUGACUGAUUCCAGUAUUUGUUUCAUGUCUCUGUGUUUAAAGGUUUGACUGAGUUACAAUCCCAAGAAAGAAUGAAGGAAUCCAUGUUUUGUCACACACAGUAUUUAACCCUCUGUCCUCCUGCUGCUUCCCUUUAGUAUGAACUUGUUGUUUAAAAUGUUAGCUGUAGAACUGUUACAUGACUCCUGCUCUUUUCUAUACUUUAUGUUAUCUCAAGAUUAAUUUUUUGCAAUAACAUUUAUUCUUUUGAGUGUUUUGGACCAGCUGAAUUCCACAAUAUGUUAAUAUGUAGUGUUUAAAAUGGAGUUAUGAAAUGGAGAAAUGUGUAAUAAUACUUUUCUCUGCUGUACAGAGGUUCAUAACCAGUCUCCUGUUAUAAUGCUUAUCAUCAUAUCGUUCAUAUGAUCACAGCUCAUUCUCUGACCAUGAUCCUCUGCUGCUCACACUUCUGCAUGACAUCUACAUACCUGGGAGAAGAUGAAAUAAACGGUUUUAAUAACGGC
Hippoglossus stenolepis (Pacific halibut) is the source of this 4344-nucleotide messenger RNA. RefSeq names its product inactive dipeptidyl peptidase 10. The record is from RefSeq and is a predicted model, not a curated record. Gene Ontology annotation, biological process: proteolysis. The transcript has 26 exons. Gene Ontology annotation, molecular function: serine-type peptidase activity; dipeptidyl-peptidase activity. Bases 308 to 2695 code for a protein of 795 amino acids. NCBI's taxonomy places the organism in Eukaryota, Metazoa, Chordata, Actinopteri, Pleuronectiformes, Pleuronectidae.